Messenger RNA from Theileria orientalis strain Shintoku, 1713 nucleotides. RefSeq lists its product as hypothetical. The coding region runs from base 1 to 1713 and encodes 570 amino acids. The transcript has a single exon. NCBI's taxonomy places the organism in Eukaryota, Apicomplexa, Aconoidasida, Piroplasmida, Theileriidae. The record is from RefSeq and is a predicted model, not a curated record.
AUGGGUGCGGCCGAAUCCAGCGUUUACGUUUAUCUGGGCCAGAAGGAUGGUACCGAUCGAGUAAAAGGCGUGUAUACUUUAAAAGUUAGUCGAAUUACCCCAAAAAUUUGUAAAAAUUUUGAAAGGGUACAUUAUCGGAUCAACUAUAACAAGAAACCAUCAAGAGACCUUAUUGGUCGAAAUCCUUAUUAUAAUGUGUCAAUUUGUUCCGGUACUGACUAUUAUAACAAAGGAAAUUGUAUAUUUCGCUACUAUUGCACUUGUGAAAAAAAAAUUAUAAGGGCCGUCAAUGUAUAUUACUCUUCUCUUCUACCUAAUGAUCCUUUGAUCAUUGUAUUCAUUACAAAAGACUUUCACGGUUACAGAUUCACUUAUAGUAACCUAAAGACUCGGUCCUAUGCAUAUUCUUAUGAUUUCAUAACUCAAACUUUUCGCAAAUCAGUUAAGGAGCAGUUGCCAUUAGAAUACAAUAACAAGUCAGGGGGUAAGAAGAUAACGUUUAUUUUGGAAAAAAAGACGAAUACGAGUGUAAAUAAAGAUCGACAGCCUAUAUUGAAAGAUAAUAAGUUCAAGAAAACGAUUUAUACAUCAGGGUGUAGUCAAUGUAAAGUGUAUUAUUCCGAUUUAUUUGAAUAUAAUACACAAAUUGAUAUUGAUAAAUUUGAUUGUUCUAAAGAAUUUACCGUUCCAAAAAACUUUAUCGAUUCUUAUUUUCUGAAACACGUUGAAAAUAAGGCAUUGGAUGGUAUAAUUGUGUAUUAUACUGCUUCAGCCAAUAGACCAGAGAAUGUUAGUUAUCUAGUUGAGUUUAUUGAUUCUUGUAACGACAAAAGCCAGUAUGUACGAAAGGACAAGUUUAGUACUUACUGGGUUAAAGAAGAACAUAAUUACAAGAAUGAAAACGAGCUCAGUAAGAAUUUAGAUCAAAUAAAGAAGAAAGCAGAUGAAAAUGAUGUCUUAACAUACAUUAUAGAGAAAAAAGAAAAAUAUUUUUGUGUUGAAGUUAAAAAUAUAACCGAUAAUAAAAAGCCUAAUACACAAGAUGGCUUUUCAAAAUAUUCACACACAUCCAAAAGAAAAGGUGUUAAACCUAAUAUUGUUUUAAAUUUACAAAUUUUAAAACAAGAUGGUAAGGAAUUUACACAUCAAUUAGAAGGUUUGGAAGCAUAUUUUUUGAAAGAUAAAGAAAAAAAGGAGGAUGACACGCCCUUUUUAAUUGUUUUUCAACAAGCUUCAUCACUUAAACCGCCUGAUACCUCUACUGUUGACAUGAUGUAUAUUUCAAAACCCUGCGAAGACCCUAGGGAAUGGAAACUGAUAGUACUAACUGAAGAGGUUUUAAAGGAGAGACUGGAACAGAUAGAAAAAAUUCCAAGAGAAAAAACAAUUAAAGAAAAGGUAACAGAAAAAGAAAAGGAUAAGGGUAAAGAACGGGGAAAGGAAAUAGGAAAAACUGUCCCUAAGACAUUUAAGGAACUUAGAAAGGAGGCUUGUGAUAUUUUAGAAAAGGCAGUGACUGUUCCAGGUUUUCCCUCUAAACCUGGUCCACCAACUGUACCCCCUGGGAAGCCAAAAGUUCCUGACGAAGAAUAUGGGCUGACCUUAUCGCAGAAAAUUGUAAUUACUAUAGGAGCUGUACUUGCUUCGAGUGUUGUUGGUGGCAUUUCUUAUGGAGUCUACUGGUACCAGACUACUAUUAAGCUGCUGACAUAA